AUGGAAACAGACCAACCAAUAAGAAUAAAUGUUAGAAGGAAAACGAUGUGGGACGACUUUACUAAAGAAAGAGCAAGACGGUUUAAGCCCGAACAAAUGCUGAAAGUUGUGUUUGUUGGAGAACCAGCAAUUGAUGACGGUGGCCCCCGUAGAGAGUUUUUAUCAGGUAUUUCAAUAUCUGAGUUUUCAAAAAAAAUAAAAUUGGAAUCUGUGUUUUUGCAGCAUGUGAUCUCUCAGAGUGCUCUAAGGCACACAGCACACACAGACUGCCACAUAAUAUUAUGUAGUGUAAUUUUGAUCUGUGAAUCCACAACCACCACCCACAUGUGCCCCAUUUUCUCCAGGUUGUCGGUUCCUAUGGCAAGAGAAUUAAUAAUUUAUUUAUAAGAAAACAUCCAACUCUCACAAAACACUGGGAGCUGCUGUAGCAUAUCAGACCCAAGCUUGACAUGAACAGACAACCUUUUUUGAAUUAGCUGUAUAUUAACCCUGUGUCCUAAACUUUAUUCUUGUCUUGUGUGGCGCUUUUUUUAAAAUAAAAUUUAAUCCGAUGUAUUUAAGUUUCGGGGAGUUACAGAGGGGGUAGGAGAAUUUUCGGGGGUGAAAAAAGUAGGUGUUGUGCAUAGGGGCGCACAUUAGGGGAGGUGUGGGGGGGGGGGUGUGACACCCCCAUGUUUUGUGAAAUAUAUCUAAAAAGUCGGUCCCAAAACCUGAAUGGGACGAAAAAGUCGGUCCGGCUAAAAGCUGAAAGAUAUUAUCAUUUUGUGUCGAAAAAAGUAAUAGGUGGACAUUCUGGAAAUGGAAGUUGCAUAAACAUAAGAAAAACGAAUUAGACAUACACAAAUUAGAGUUCACUGACACAAACCAAGAGAGCAAAUAAUCAACUUCCGUGUUGCAACAGUUCAGCCAACGUAAUGCGAUCCGAUUACCUCAAGCCGCCGCGGUGCAGUUAAAAUUGUUCGUUGUUAGCCUUGUCGUAAAAGCUGAAACUUUGGAAGGCAGAAUUAAAUCAGCGGCGUAGCCAAGAUGGGGGCUCGGGGGGUUCUGCAAUGGGCAUAAGGACAGCCCUUGUGGAAAGCUGAAAUCCGGGCAGAAAUUGGGGUGGGGGUACGAUGUGUGAAUAAUGAUACCCAUCUCUUCUGCUUGCCAAUAAAAGUUGAAGUCUUCCCUACCUAGAAUUCUAACUCCAGUAAAAAUGCCUAUGCAUGGUUAUUUUAAAGCACAUUUGAACUUGAAUUUGCGAAGCAACGCUCAUGACCGACUUCUACAAAAACGAAGACAUGAUGCUAUUUUGCUGUUGAGUAUUUGCGUGUAAAAUACUAUAUUUUACAUAAAUAUUUUUUCGAUCUAACAACAUUAGGCGACUUAAAAAUGCAUUUUUGUGAUUGUAACUUUUCUUCAAACCUCGUCCUAAAAUAUGUGAAAUAGCGUUUUAAUGAGUCUAGAAAUUCAAAAUUUUCCUCGAAAUCCAUAAAAAUUUUGACCCCUCCUCCCCUCCAAACUCCAAAGGUUUAAGACCACUGCAAAAGUUCUGAAAAACUGAACGUUUAUUUAAACUCCUGGAAUGCUAUCCCCAUCUUACCGUCUAUGCGCUUUAAAUAGUUAGCUUUUCUAACCAAACAUAAAUACUACAAAAGUCGGUCCAAGAACAUAGGACACCCCCCAAAUUUUUUUCGAAUGUGCGCCCCUGGACUUGUGCAUCCCCCAGUGAAUCUGUCUAAUGCAUCACAUACCUAAACUGUCCAUUGAUGGAAACUAACUUAGUAACUUCUCCCAUUAUUUUCCACCCACAGUAUAUAAACAUUUCCCACCUAUUUCAUUCCUCAGCCAAUAAAAGAUAAUUUGUUACAUUUCAACUCAUUACAUUUGCAAUAUGGUAUCUAUUGUUAAUUACUGUAAUGUGUGUUCAGGUUUUUGAUCCACUUCUGUUUUCGUUAAAGGACAUGUUUAUUUUUGUUUGUUGUUUAGAUAUGUUGGAACUUGCAGAGCGGAUGUUAUUUUUGAAUGGAUGGCCAGUGAAGUCCGUGAUUGCUCUUUCUUCCCUGCAAUUCCGAAUUGCUGGUAAAUUAAUGGUAAUUUCAAUUCUACAAGGAGGCCCUGCACCAAACUUCUUAGAUUCAGAAGUGUAUGCAUAUAUCAGUAGAACAACUUUGGACCCAGAUAAAAAUACUAACAUCGUGAGCAAGAAUAUUGCAAAAAAUGUAAGUUUUUCAUUUGUUGAUUACUGUACAGUUAGGAAUUACAGAAAUAGAAAGCAAACUAAAGCAUGUAUUAUUGUCCAUAAAAAUGUAGGGAUCUGUUUUAUCUUUUAUCAAAAUGAUGAUAUGUCAGCUGAUAAAGAUGUACAGUGUACAGUAAUCUUCUCUAGUACUUAAACUAUUGACAUAAUUAACCCAUUAGCUGGCAAUACACCCAAUGUGCCCCACUUUAUGGUCUACAAGUUCGAAAUCAGUGGUAGAGUACUGCCAGUAAACAUAUACUGUAAGUAUAUAUAAGAUACUGCUGCCGGUAAUAUACUCAAAACAUUCUGUUCCGGUUUGCUCCAGGGUCAGUGGGUCACUAGUAAUUUGUGCAAAUUGUACAAGUUAAUGUUUGUAUUUUUAAGUAAUACUAUCAUUACUGGAGACUUAUAUUUCUUUUUUAAAAAAAGUAUUUUUAUUGUUAUUAAGCUUGCAAAUGCCAAAACUGAUGAAGAGGUCCAGUCUAUUUUAACACAAGAUGAUACUCUUGAUGUGCUCGACAGCAUAGGCUACAGAAGAAUUCCGCAGAGAGAGACGACAACAUCGGUGAUUAAUGUUAUCAGGUUAUUCUUGAUUAUUAUUUUUUCUAUUCUGCUCUUCUUUUUCAUUGUAUGUAUUCUAUAUAAAAUCAAUGUCAAUACUUGCCUGUGUGGCAAAUAUUUUCAGUAAAACUACCAAAUACUGUUACAUGCAGAAAACUACAUCUGCAGGGUGUGACGUCAUUACACAAUAUUGAGAAUGAUCUGUAGGCCAAUCAAAAGCAAUAUUGUAUAUUAUGUAAUGUGUAAUAAUAAACAUACAGUAGGUCGAUUUUGCACCCCCCCCCACCCCACACACCCACACACACACACCCCAGAAAAUCCGCCCAUGACAAUAAACAAUUAUUGAAUGUGGUUGAACAUGAUAUGAAGAAUUCGCCUUUUCCCAAUAGAGCAGAGUACUGGGUCUAGUUGUACACCGCAAAGCAUCUCUGAGGGAUUGUUUGGAGGGACAAACGACCAGACUUGUACUCCAUAAUCACAAAAUAAUCCAUAGGUGAUACCCAAAUAAUCCAUAGGUGCUUUGCGGUUCACAACUAGACCCAGUACUCUGCUCUAUUGGGAAAAUGCUAAUUAUCAAGCCGAUGUUUUGUGUUAAUAAUAAUUAAGAUACAAUUAUUGGACAAGAUUGGCCAAUUAAAAGUAGACCAGGAUUUGUCAGACCAAUUAUUUACAUAUGACGUUGUUAAAGACAAAUUGUAAUAUUUUGGGAUAACCAUGUUUACUAAUAAUAUUUGUUUUAUUAUAAUUCACUAUUCAGUCAUAUUGCGGAAGUUCAAACUGACAUGGAUUUUAUGCAAUUUUUGUGGCAUAAUUCUGAAUAUCCUCCUUGAGCAGCCAAUCAUUAGCACUACCGGUAUGUAACAAUUUUAUUUUCUGCAUUUAAAUUGUAGAUCAAUAUGCAUACAAGAUCAGUUUUCAGCAUUUUUGCCGCAGUUGAUGCAACUGGAAGAAGGGUUGUCUGUUUGUAAUGUGUUGCAGUCAAUCCAGAAAUUCCCAAGUGUUUGGAAAGUGUUAUUCCAACCAAGCCAGGAAUUUCAGAUGAAUAGUGAGAAGUUCCUAGAUGAAGCUGCUGUGGAAUACAUCACUUCACAGGUGCUACAGGAGAAAGAGAUUACAACGUACAAGUUCUUUUCCGAUAUGGUACUACUUUUAGAUGAUGGUGAGUGUUACGGGUUUCGUGUUGUUUUUUUCUUGCUGCAUUGCUUGACUGCAAUUGUCUCAGUAUAAUUCUAUUUUACCUCUUCACAAUGUAAUCAUAAAGUCUCAUAUCAUAAUCAAAUCAUAAAUAUCAUAAAUCAAAUCAUAGAUCUACAUUCUCAUCUAAUAAUUUUUUAUUAUUCAGAUUAAGGUGAAGUUUAUUUGCCAAAGCGAAGUUGUGGUGGAUAAACAUUGACUGAAUUAUUCUUGAAUUUGAUUUCAUUUGAAAUUGGCCUCAUCACACUCAUGAUUCAUUCCGGAUAUGUUCUCAUAAAAUCAUUGCGAUAAAAUUAUACCCCUACCUUACCCUUACCCUACCCUACCUUACCCUACUUCACCCCACUCUACCCAACCAACAUCUUACCAUAUUUUCAAGAUUUUUCAGGGUAUCUAGUGGUUUACUGUAUUCAAUAUAUAUUUUUAUUGUAUUCAAUAUGUUUUAUUGUGUUUGGUCGGUUUGCAGCACGAUCUUGAUUUCGGCUUUGUAUCAGUUUGGCAAAUCAUACACGCACACAACACUCCCCUGAGUAUUAAAACAAUUCAAACAUGUCACACAAUGGCUCCAAAAUGGGCAGUGAGCACCCACAGCGUAUCAGGAUCCAAAUACCGCACCCACUUUUUCGGUCCAAUUACUACCAAAUUACAAACAACAAAUGUAUUAAUGUAAUAGAAAAACGUUUUGAUGAACUUGAGAAAAAGCUGAAUAGAGUAAAUACACUUUUAAAGAGUGGUUCUAAACAAGUUGAUUUAAUUAGGCACUGACGUCAUUGAACAUUGUUGGCUCGAUGCCACCAUGAUACCAUCUCUCAAUCUGAUUAGCGCUGAUUAAACUUUGAUUUCAUUUUUCAAGGAAUUGAUGGUAUUUAUUUGAGAGAUUUCAUCAAAUGGAUGACAGGAUCUAAAACUAUACCUCCUCUUGGAUUUCCCAAAAAGUUUUCAGUGCAAUUUGUCCAUGGUUGUACUGAAGCAUGCCGCUGUCGACCCACUGUUUCAACAUGA
This is a messenger RNA of Paramuricea clavata, 4978 nucleotides long. The record is from the annotation of a GenBank genome assembly. Lineage: Eukaryota; Metazoa; Cnidaria; Anthozoa; Malacalcyonacea; Plexauridae.